Ictalurus punctatus (channel catfish) is the source of this 6481-nucleotide messenger RNA. RefSeq names its product ETS transcription factor ERG (gene erg). The record is from RefSeq and is a predicted model, not a curated record. Gene Ontology annotation, biological process: cell differentiation; regulation of transcription by RNA polymerase II. The transcript is spliced from 10 exons. Bases 2344 to 3735 code for a protein of 463 amino acids. Gene Ontology annotation, molecular function: DNA-binding transcription factor activity, RNA polymerase II-specific; sequence-specific DNA binding. Gene Ontology annotation, cellular component: nucleus. NCBI's taxonomy places the organism in Eukaryota, Metazoa, Chordata, Actinopteri, Siluriformes, Ictaluridae.
ACACACACACACACACAUGCAGAAUCAUUAGAAUGAUCUGUUUUUAAAAACAAAACAAUUAAAACUCCAAAUUUCUAUCGCUUACUCACUCACUCACAAUAUCUCACAUUAUAUUGUGAAUGGCAGAGGAAUACAACAGAUGUGGAAAAAAGUACCAUUCAGCAUGAGUGCUGGGUCAGGUGUGACAACCGAAUGUUAUUUUAUUUAAGCUUCAGCCAAGCUGUUGUGCUCAUAAAGUAUACUUACGUCACUGCAGAAGAAGUCUGAGCUAUGGUCCACAGCAUAAGUACUUGUGUAAUUCUCAAUCUGUCUCUAAAUUCAGCUAUCUCUAGCUCAUCUUCAUCUCCAGGAGCACGUGCAUUUUUCUUAUCACUGGCAUGAAAUUUAAUUUCAUGGUCUACAUGUGGUUAGAGUGUCAUGUACAUACUGGAAAAAGGACUAGACUAUGUUUCCCAUCAGCCACUGCACCACACCUGAUCACGUCGCAUGACUGUCUGCACCUGAUUCACAUUAAUCGGUUAAUGAUCAUUUUUUACAUAAAUCACAUAUUGCACUGCACCCAUUGUCUUGCGUUUGUCUUAUUCUUACAUUGUUGUCUGUUGCUGUGUUAUGUUCGUUUCCUAGACUUUGUGUUUUUGCCACGAGUUCUACAGCACCUGUAGAAUUGUUUGAUUCUUAUUAAACGUUAUCUGCACUGGCAUCCAUCUUUGCCUCCGUUACCUGACAUAGAGUUUAGGACUGCAGUAAGGACUGGCUUGUACUUCAUGAAAUGUUUCUCAAGCUAUGACAGAGAUGAGGAUGUUGCAGUUUUUAAUGUGACCUCUGAGAAAUACAGAUGAUACAGAAUUGUACUGUCUCAGCAAACACUUUAAAAUGUUGUUAGUUAAGUUAUAAGUACUCUCAGCCCAUGGGCCACAGAACACCUGAUAUUGUUUGUACACUUUUCUGGCCACAGGCUUCAUCAUCUUGAAGACUGCAAUCAGAUUGUAUAUCAUAUAUGCACCUCCACGCUCUAGUCUACAACCAGAAAACAAAUUUGACAAAAUGAGAAUCUCAUCUUUAGAGAGUUUAAAUUGAAGAUAUAUUCACAUGUUUGCCAGUGGGGUAUAGAAAAAGAUCUAUACGAUGUGAAAUAGCUGUUUGUUCUGUGAAAGAAGUUGGUUCAUUGCCACGUUUAGCGAACAGCUUCAAGUUGACUUGAAAGAGAAAAGUCCUUCUAAUCAACCAGCAAUAAAUACUGUAUAUUGUGGGGAUACCUUUCGUGCCUAUUGCAGGGCACUAUGCACACACACGUAUUCACACCUAUAGACAACUCAAUUUUUUUGUGAGGUGGUAGGAAACCACAGAACCCAGAGGAAACUCACAAGGACACUGAUGAGAAUACCCAAAACUCCACACAGACAGUAACCUGAGCUCAGGAUUGAAGCAAGAAACCACACAGCAACACUGUGCCACUGUGUCCCCCAAUAACAUAGAUUAACUCCACUAUAAUGCCAUGCUAAAAACUAAUACUAAUGGCUGAUAGCUUUAUUAAACUAAUAGCUUUGCAACUUGUACAGACACUUUGCAGCAUCAGUUCAUCUCAUCAAAGCAGCAGAUUCGAAGCUCCAGCCAAUUCCCACUACUUUCAUACAUCACCAUUGGCCAGCUGCUACGGAGAUGGGCGACAUGAUUCAAUGCUUUUGUGUGUUGAAAAGAAACUUUAACACUUUUUUUUUAAGCCUUAGGCAGACAUGGUGUGAUGUAUGUGGUCUCCUUUGAGUUGUUCAGUGUGAGGCCUCAUCCUCAGAGGCUGAAGUGAAAUGGAAAAGAUGUUGACUGUAUAACAAAAUUCACAUGAACUCAUACAAAUACAUAUAAACACACCCAGCAGCUAAACCUUAUCCCUGUCCUCAGUCCAACUAAAGGAUCAUGCCAGAAGGUCCGUGAGCCGAUCCAAGAAAUCUGGCAUUCAGGAAUGUUAUUUGCGCUGGGAUCAGACCGUGGCUUUCUUCUUUCUGGUCUUUUUUCUCUCCUUUUUUGUGUGUGUGCUUGUGUGUCAAGGGGACAGACUUGUGGUCUGGUCACAUUCACUGUGAACAGCAUGUGCAGAAAACCUGCCGAACUCCCAGACAUUUGUUAUCCAGGAGUCCUCCAGUAGGGCCUCUGCCAAGCUGUGACAGAGACGCUGGCUCACACACGCACACAAGCUUGCAUGUGCAGAGUGGCGGCAAGCAGGCCAGCACAGAUGAGCUCGCCGUGGCAAGAGGGUAGACGUUCUCUGAGGAGGCGCUGUCCGUGGUGAGUGAGGAUCAAUCUCUGUUUGAGUGUGUCUACAGCGUGGCCCAGCAGGCCAAGCCAGACAUGACAGCAUCAGCAGUGAGUGAGUAUGGCCAGAGUAAGCUGAGUCCCCGGGCCACACAGCAGGACUGGCUCACCCCUCCGCCUGGCCGUGUCACCAUCAAGAUGGAGUGCAACAACGGAGGAGGAGGAGCAGGAACCACAGGAGGCGGAGGAGGAGGAGGAGGAGGUGGAAGAGUGGGGCAAGUGAACGGCUCUAGGAGCUCUCCAGAUGACUGCAGUGUGGGGAAAGGAAAGAUGGCAAGUGGAGGUGAUGGUGCUCCAAUGACCUACAGCAGCUACAUGGAGGACAAGCAUGCCGCCCCUCCCAAUAUGACGACCAAUGAGCGCAGAGUCAUUGUACCUGCAGACCCCACGCUAUGGACGCCGGAUCAUGUGCGUCAGUGGCUGGAGUGGGCUGUAAGGGAAUACGGCUUGCUGGAGGUGGACAUCUCACUGUUCCACAACAUUGAUGGCAAGGAGCUCUGUAAGAUGAGCAAAGAGGACUUCCAGCGUCUCACGCCCAGCUACAAUGCUGACAUCCUACUGUCUCAUCUCCACUACCUACGGGAGACUCCACUUCCCCAUUUGACUUCAGACGAUGUUGACAAAGCCUUGCAAAACUCGCCACGGUUAAUGCAUGCACGUAACACAGGGGGUGCAAGCUUCAUCUUCCCCAACACUCCUGUCUACCCACCUGACACUCCCAGAGCCCCUGCAAGACCAGAUUUAGCUUAUGAAGCUGCCAGACGAUCUGCAUGGCCACCCCAGUCAGCGUCAACCAAUAAAGUUUUACAGUCUUCACCAGCCAUUGUCACCAAAACAGAGGAGCAGAGGCCACAACUUGAUCCAUAUCAGGUUUUGGGACCAACGAGCAGCAGGCUGGCAAACCCAGGUUCGGGUCAGAUCCAGCUGUGGCAGUUCCUUCUGGAGCUGCUCUCGGACAGCGCGAACUCGAGCUGCAUCACAUGGGAAGGCACAAAUGGCGAGUUCAAGAUGACCGACCCAGACGAGGUGGCUCGGCGCUGGGGAGAGCGUAAGAGCAAGCCCAACAUGAACUACGACAAGCUGAGCCGUGCUUUGCGCUACUACUAUGACAAAAACAUCAUGACCAAGGUGCAUGGAAAGCGCUAUGCCUACAAAUUCGACUUCCAUGGCAUUGCCCAGGCCUUACAGCCUCAUCCUCCUGAGUCCGCCAUGUACAAAUACCCUUCUGAUCUGCCCUAUGUGAGCUCCUACCACCCCCAUACGCAGAAAAUGAACUUUGUAUCACCUCACCCCCAGGCGCUGCCCGUCACGUCCUCUGGCUUCUUCGGUGCACCCAACCCUUACUGGAACUCACCCGGAGCUGGCAUCUACCCCAGUCCACGCCAUCCAACCACCCACAUGCCGCCUCACCUGGGCACCUAUUACUAGGUGUCUCAGUGUGGGCAGGAAAAUAACAGCAUCCCUCCUGAGUUGAACUGGAGCGCCCUCAAGAGGCUGAAAAUAGCAGCUUUGUGCUGGGCCAGGGAACUGGAUAUGGUGGUGUAAUUAUCUACACAGGAGAAGAAAGUAAGAAAUGGAGGAGGCACACAAUAACAAACAUGUAAAGAAACCAGAAUUUGACUGUGGGAUGUUGUAAUCAAUACUUUUUAAGAGGUUCUCAAUUGUAUGUAGACCAGUGAGUCUAAAUUACAUCAGAUUAUCUAAGUAAUGCAAAAUAACAAUGCAAACAAAAGGUCCUGCGCAAUUUGACUGCAAUGCAAUAAAUAUUUCAAGGCCAAGUAGCUUGUACAUGCUGUCUGCAAGGCUAAACAAGCAUUCUUAUGGGCACAAGAUGGCCUCUGGACACAAUGCUAACAUAUUCAAGACUUUAAGGUCAGCAGCAGGUCAUUAAGAGAAUGUGAAAGAGGACAAUCUAGCAAGUUGCAUUCAUGUAAAAAGGGCUUUUAAUUUACCAAAGACAAAAAAAAUUUAGGUGCAUGAACAGUUAUAUAUUAUUCUAUAUGUUUUAAGUAUUAAACUACCUUCAUUUGAAUAAACAUAUCAGAGAGAGUUAGUAAGAUGUAAAUGAAUUAAACAGGUGGGUGAAGUGUGAAAGUAAGAGAAUGGCACAGAGAGAGAAAAUGGAAAAUGUUGAGUAUUAGUCAGGGAAUGAGAUGAAGGCAAGGUAAAGAAAGUAUCAAGUAUUACUGCUUUGGAUAUAAACUGCCAUAUUUAUCAGUAUUAUACUACAAAGUAGUUCAUAUGGCAUUAUAGAGGAUAAAGAAGGGACAUUUACUUGAUUGUUAAUUUCAUAAAGGGAAGAACCUUGAAAAUGAUUUUGUUUAAAAAAAAAACUGGAAAUGGAAAUAUUCUUUAAGUGUUUUAAAUGACCUCAAACAUUUUUAGACAGAGGUGGAUUUUUAAAAUCAGUGCCUUAUUGAAGAAGUUCUUCACACAUUGGUGGAGGUUUUACCAAAGUACCAGUUUAUGUGUUGUUAUUAUUAUUAUUUUCUGAGUCGCGAACGCUGUGCGUUUGUCAGAUUGAAGUAUACAAUUCAGUGUUAUAUUUCAUUUUAUAUGAUAGAUAUAUAACUUAUGCAUUUAAACACUACGAGUUGAUCUCAGCCAGCUAAAUACAGACAUUUAUAUGAUAGUUUUAGGAGAAAGAAAAAACGUGGACCAAAGUUAGCAAAAGAAAGUGAACCGCUGUGGCCUUUGAACUUUAAGCUCUAUAAACAGUAUGAUUGUUUACAAAUGUAAGCCAUGUGUGCUAAUAUAAAAUGAAUUGUUUGUGAAAGCUGGUCUGGUUUGGCAUUCAGACCUGUCUCAGUGUUAGCAGCAUUUACACAUAAGACUUCAGAGUAAAAGUAUGUAAAUCUCUAACAACUGAACAACUGGACUGAUGCUCUGAGAUUGGUGACAAAUGGCGGAAAACAUACUUUCAUAAAUUAUAUGAUUUUCUACUGAAUAAAUUUAAUAAACUAUUUUGAAACCAAACUUCUUUUCAAUGUGUAAAGAAUGGUGUUAUAGUAAAUUACAUUUUAUUAAGUGUAUUAUAGUCAGUUACAAAUAAGAAAAAACAUUUCUGUUAAAUAAAUUUUAUUUGCUUAAACUACUGAAUUACUAUAAAUAGUGAAAGGCUUCAUGAUUAUUCACAAUUAAAUCAUUAUUGACAUUUUCCACAUAUUACACAGUAUAAUUGUACUGAGAAUACAUUACAUAUUACCAGCUACUGUACUGAAUAUAUUUUAAAUAACUAAAAAAAGCAAUAGAAACUGUGUGUGUGUGAGUGUGUGUGUGUGUGUGUGUGUGUGUGUGUGUGUGUGUAAAUAGAAUGACAGACUCUAACAUAAGCGUGCUUAACAUGAGUUCAUAUGUUGCCACAACAAAUUUAGAAACAUGAGACUGUUCGAAACAUUCUGAGGAGGAAAGAAUAUCAUCCACUAUCAUAAUAAUCCAAGAAUGACAGUAACUAGAAAAAAUAUUUCAACAUAAAGUAUAGUGUAAAAUGUAACUAAAAUUCCUUUAGCCGUAUUUGAAUAUUGUGAUUUUGUUCAUUUCUCAUUUUGUUCAUGUUCUUCUAGAAUGUUAUAAUUAUGUUGGCUUAACAAAGCCAGCAUACUUUUGUGCUUUAUAAGAUGCAAGUUGCCAUGACUUUUCUAAGUGAUCGGAAUUACGGAAUUCUUGUCUAUCUAGUCAACUGUAAAAGUAUUGGCACCCUAUCUCUCUGUCUCUCUUUUUUUCUUAAUACUGCACAUUACCUUCAGAUUUCAAACUGAUAAGUAUUUUAAACUCUCAAGUUUGUCAUGACGGACUUUACCUAUCUAGUUUGUACAAUAUAAAUAAAAACCGUCUGAUUUGCUGGUAAGAUGCUGCAUUUUAUCAAUCAAAUGCAUAUAGAAUACACACACUGCAUCAGCACAGAAAUCUUCUGUCCUAUAAUGGUUAUCUGUUAAUAUUUAGUGGAAGCUUUUAUCCUUUUGUAAUCCGUGCCUAUUCAUUUCAUUUCAAUACCGCUUAUCUCCUUUACUGCUUUAUUGUGUUUGUUUUGAAACUUAACCUGAAAAUCUAUCUGUAGGCUGCAACCACACUCUAUUCACUAUAUAGUGCACUAUCUGUAAGUCCAUGUAAUAUGAUAAUACAUAAUUAACUGUGACCUUAGAAUUCACUUUGAUCUGUAUGAUGAAGAGGGUGG